CGGGGGCGGGUCACGUGCUUUUGUUUGGCGCUUUUGUGGAGCAGGCAGGGCAGUUAGGCGCGGAGUCCGUGUGUGGUGACGGGAGCAGGGCUCAUUUACUGGAGUAGCUGUAAUACCCUUUGGAGAUAUUCUGUUUAGCCAUGGCUUCUUCUGACAUUCAGGUGAAAGAACUAGAAAAACGUGCUUCAGGACAGGCAUUUGAAUUGAUACUGGGUCCUCCUCCAAAAGAAGCUGUUCCAGAAUUUCCUCUCUCUCCUCCAAAGAAAAAAGAUCUCUCAUUGGAAGAAAUUCAGAGGAAAUUAGAAGCUGCAGAAGAAAGACGCAAGUCCCAUGAAGCUGAAGUUUUGAAGCAACUAGCUGAAAAGCGAGAACAUGAAAAAGAAGUGCUGCAGAAGGCAAUUGAAGAAAAUAACAACUUUAGCAAAAUGGCAGAGGAAAAGUUGACUCAUAAAAUGGAAGCCAACAAAGAGAACAGAGAAGCACAAAUUGCUGCUAAACUGGAACGCUUGAGAGAGAAAGAAAAGCAUAUUGAAGAAGUACGAAAGAACAAAGAAGGAGGCAAAGAACCUGGUGAGAACGAAAGCGACUGACUUCAUAAUGGAAAUUAACUUCUCCCCUUUGUCUAAAUAUCCAAAGACUGUAUUGGCCAGUGUUUUUUGUUAAGUUUCUAGAAACUGAUGUAGAGCUGUAUAGUUAGAUCUGACUGUACACUUGAUUUGGGGAAUUAGAGGGGAGCCCUUUCAUGUUCACUCUUUUUCUAAACUGUUGUCUUUCCAGUGUAGCUAUCUUGUUGCAUUUCUUCUAUUCCAGUGCAUUUGUUCCUGGAUUGAUGGCUAGUGCUAUGUUCAGCUCUGACAUUUUUGUGAACUGAAUAUGUAGUGUAAUGUUCAUGCUGAAUCUGUUACACUUCAGAAUCUGUCAGUCUUAAGAUAUUACUGUAACCAAGUGAUUUAAUAAAGCUGCACAAUGCUGUUAUCACAGGUGAGUGUUUUUGAAACUAGCAUUACUACAUAAGCAGUUCAAGCAUAUUUAUAGCUAGAAUAUUGGAAUGCAAUAUUAAAAUAUCUACAAAUUAUUACUAAAUACAGUGGCAUAAUAUUCCUUAGUACUGUUUUCUGUGCAGUUGCCUAUUGUUCUAGGUUUACAAUAAGAGCUUUGUCUUCUACCUUAGCAGUUGUCAGCUGCUAUUUAUUCAGACAACCCAGAACCACCUCCCUUCUUGACUAUUCUAGUACUUGCAACAAAAACAAAUAAUUCCUUGUUAACAUAGGAUGAAUUCAAAGGGAUGAAGUCUCUUAAAAUUUAGGGUAUCUUCAAAAUUAAGUUUAGAAAUAAAGAACAGCUUUCCUUAAACAGCACACAAAAAGGAAACUUACUUUGUAAAAACAGUAAAAAUAAUUGCACUUGUAGGUUCAAACCUUAUUAGGUAAGAACAUUUGGUUCUGCUGCUUUUACAAUUUGAUUCUAGAGAUACUGUUAAAGUAAGACUAAGCUUAAUAUAUGCCAUCAAAAAUGUUCGUAUCUUGGGAUGAUGACAAAAGCCUGGCAUAGUAUCUGUUUAACUUGUAUCAUUGUUGUAGAAUGGAUAUGGGAAUUAAAAGCGCCCUCAUGUGGCAAUAGUAGUGGUAACUAUAUAGUCAAGAAUGGUAUGUUGCAUACUGGAUUAUGUUGGGGGAAAAAGCAUACAUUUAAGCUUCAGGAACCCAGUGUGGCAAUUGGUUACUGCAGUUAAAAUACUUUUUCAACAUCUUUACACUUUUAAAAGUAGUUUUUCAUUAGCUGCAGUAAAGAGAAUUGAUUGGGUUAACUAAAAUUGUGAUUGUAGCCAUCUUACCUUGAUAUGAGAAACAUUUAUCUGAUAUGCCAUCCCCAGGCCUUUGGAUGUUUUAAUUAAAAUAUAUGAUUGGUGCCAAGUGGUUCAUGCUGUAAUUUUUAAUAGUUUAAACGUAAAACUGCUUCUGUGCAUGCCUGUGUUCAGAUAUAUGUGCUUGAUCUCCUUGCUCAUUUCAUCAAAAUAAUAAAAUUUAUAAUUACCAUAUCUGUAUCUUAGACUUAGUCAGUUAUUAAUAAAUAGACUUAAUCAAGUUUGGUGCACUUUUCUGCUGUCUUUAGAUAGUGAAUGUUUUGCCACUAUAAAAGCUUAUUAGAAAUUUAUUGAAAGUGUUUGUUGGGUUCAGAAAAUGCUAUCAAAAACACAUAUUUGAAGUAGUAUAGCUAGCUGUCAGGUACAUUUUAUUAAAACAACAUAAAAUAAAUAUAGCACUAAAGAGCAAGAAUUUAAAAAAGAAAUGCUUUGAUGUAUAAAUGGUAUGCUUGUCUAUUUGGUAAUGAUUCGGUUAGUUACAGUGAGACUGUUAGUGUUCAGGUAAGUGUGGAUCUCAGCAGAUAGAGACAUCUGCCUGAUCUUUGACUGUAUUAAAAAGCAUAUUGGCAUCAGACCUUGUUAAUAUUUGAAUGGGAGAUUGUCAAGAUACUUUUAGGCUGCUAGGCUGACAGAAGUUAAAAAUGUCGGAAAAGGGUAAUUGCAAACCAUAUGUGCAUUGUUGCAAAGAUAAUGGAAAGUAUGUUUCACUAAGGGUCCAAAUCUAUUUUAUUAUAUUUAUGCAGCUACCCAUCUCACACAAAAGUGACUCUGGAUAGCUUACAACACUUACUGUAUUUUUCGGAGUAUAAGACACUUCCCCCCCCCCCCCAAAAGAGACUGAAAAUUUGGGUGCGUCUUAUACUUUGUAGCUUUUUUUUUCAGCCCUAACGAGGCAAUCUUACUGUGCCUGCUCCCUCCGACUCUCAGCUGUUCUUUAGAAGCUUUUUUUCAACCCUAGCAAGGCACUAGGAGCAAGGCACUUCUCUCUCCAAAAAUCAGUUGUGCUUUAGCAGCUGUUUUUUAUCCCCAAGCUGGGGAUAAAAAGCGUGCACACUCUCAAAACCAGCAAACUAAUGCACUGAAGCUGAGCAGACUAAGGACGCUAGCCAGAUGAAUACCUGGUAGGCAGAUUUUUUUUCCUAUUUUCCUCCCCAAAAACUAGGCUGCAUCUUAUAAUCAGGUGUGUUUUAUACUCUAAAAAAUAUUGUAAUUGAAAAACAGAUAAAAUGUUACACAAAACAUAUUAACCACAAUAAGGGAACCAUUGCAAAUCUUUUAAGAGCACCUUUGUCUUUUCUAAGCUUUAAAUAUACCGUGUUUCCCUGAACAUAAGACACUGUCUUAUAUUUUUUUGAACCCCGAAAUAAGCGCUUGGUCUUAUUUUCGGGGAGGUUUUAUUAUUUUGGAGCAUGUGGAGCAAGAUGGGGCUCCUCUUGCUGUCUUACUUGAUGUCGAGCUGUAUUUCCCUAACCCUAACCAGAGGAAAUGGCUGGGAUUGGCUGCGCAUGUGUUAAAUAUUUUUGGGGAGGGCUUAUUUUCAUGGAAACACGGUAUAUUCUGUUAUUGAAAAACAUGUCUCCAGAACUUACCUGUAACUUAAUUUGAAAGAUUUGCUUAACAACUGAAAACCUCUUCCCCCCCCCCCCCCCAAUUUUUGCAUCAUUCUGGUGAACUAAAAUUUCAAGCAAACCAAUGCAGAAGUUAGAGCUUGAAUUAAUGUGCUGUUGCAUUCUGCAAUGCGAAAUAGGUGAAUUAAUAUUUAACAGGUUUUUUGGGUGGAAUGCAAAGCCGUUGGAGUCAGAAUAUUGAGAACACUUCAGAAAGCAUAUAAAUAAACACUCUUAAGUAGGCUAACAUUUUUAAAACAAAGGCUAUAUGUUUUGCUUUCUGCAUGUGUGCGCUUGCAUAAAGUAUGUUACUUAGGAAUAAUAAAUACAUCCUGUCAUGAUACAAGCACCAAUAUUGCUUCAAGUAAAAAGUCUUGGUUUUCAAAUACAAGAUUUGUGCAUGAGGUUUCCUUCCUUUCAAUGGGAAAGGAAGAUAUUUUUACACUUUUAAUCCAUGCUUCCCAAUUGGAGAAACAUCAGUUAUUUUCCUCAGUUGCUUCCUGUCUAAAUGCUGUUGUAUCUUGGAUUUUACUUAAAUUAUAUCAGGAAGGUUAGAAAACAGAAAGAUAUUCAAGUGAAAUUGCCCUGCCAUACAUCUCGCUCAUACAGUAAUAUAAUGCUUGUAUAACUUUGGAUCCUAGCCUUAGGAAGUAUCGAUUUAGCAAUAGAAACCUCUUCAAGCUGAUGCCGCUCAGAAUUCUAAAAUACUUUAGCUUAAUUUGGCCAAUAUCCACAGCAGUUACUAGAUGUAGUCUUAAAACAUCUGGGGAUAACAUUGGAAAAAUACCAAUUGGAAAAGUUCAUUUUGAAAGCUUGGAAUACCUCUUGAUGUAUUUGAAUAAUUCUUAAUUUGAAUUAAAAUGUUCUUACAUUGGGGAAUUGCAGUUUUGUUUCAGAAAAGAGAUGGAUGGUUUAAUUUAUAAGCUGUCCAUCUUAUAAAGGUGACCCUAGGUGGCAUGCAAUAAAAAAAAACCUUAAAACUCAGUUUUCUCCUAAUUUGCUUGUGGCAGAGUUGGUUCUCUCUCUCUUCCCAUCUCCCUCUCCCCUCAGCAAAGCAGAUAGCUACUGCUUGGUGAUGCUGUUGAUAAGGUUACACUGUGGUUGUCCAAGUUGUACUAGCUUUUGGUGCAUUUCCAAGUGGUUGUGAUUGCUACUUCUGAAAGGCAGCAAUUCAGCUUGGGCCUUGGAUAUCUAUAAAACCACCUAUUGUGCAGAUGGCCAGAGUGCUGUUUACAUCCAAGAGGAGGGGGACAGACAGUAGGCAUUUUGUAUGGGGCUCUCCUGUGACAGACAAGGGAUGGGCUCUACUCUUGUGGUCUUGGAAGAAGCUGAGAAAAACCCAGUUCUUUGGAAUGCCUUUGGGUAAUGAUUGUCAAGUCACUGGUGGUGGCUUUAGUUUUGAUAGUGUAUCAUUUUCUAUUUGUAAUUGUAUAAAUUUUAUUAUUGGUAUCUGGGCUGCCUAGAGACGUCUGGAUUGAGGAGGUGGAUAAAGUCAUAAAUAAAAAAAUAAAAAUUCAUUCAUUCCACAGUUUGCAUCUGGAAAUGUCUUGGAUAACAAGAUUGUACUUCAUCAUCAUCUGUUUCCUAUUGUGCAGUCAAUUUAAUUUUGAUAUUGUAUUAGAAGAUAUCCGUAUAUAGUGUCUGCAUUUAUAUUUCUUGAAACAGAUGUUGGGAAUAAACAAUAAUAUUGUAGCUUG
Molecule: messenger RNA, 5168 nt
Organism: Ahaetulla prasina
Lineage: Eukaryota; Metazoa; Chordata; Lepidosauria; Squamata; Colubridae
Gene: STMN1
Product: stathmin 1
Exons: 5
Coding region: 141-590 (149 amino acids)
Biological process (GO): neuron projection development; microtubule depolymerization; regulation of microtubule polymerization or depolymerization
Cellular component (GO): cytoplasm; neuron projection
Molecular function (GO): tubulin binding
Source: RefSeq, a predicted model, not a curated record